ACAAUUUUAACGGAGAGGGUUAUAUUUGAGCUCAAAGUAUAAUGAAGUGUAUAUUUGGCCCUUUUUCAAUAGUACAGGGGUAUAUUUGGCCCUUUUCUGUUUUUUUUUUUAAUCAAUUAGACAACUUCAUUUGGAAGUACAAUUAAAUGGUAGAAUCAAUUCCAUGGAAAGUAGAACACUAAUAUAAGGAUCCGAUAUUGCUUGCUAGAAUGGAGGCAAUCUUGGUUUUGUCCGAGUCAAUUGGGACUUAGUCUUUUUACCAACCAUCAUUUUUCAACUACCUUUUAAUCUAGUCUCCAAUUUCUCACCCUAUUCUCUUUGAACACUAAAAAGAACAAAAUGAUCUGUUUUAAAAAUUACUAGUAUAGUAAUUUACUUGUUCAAAUAAAACAAUUUGAUUUUCUUUCACGUUGUGUAUAGUUUUGUUUUUCUUGAAUGUAAAAACUCUAGAAAGAAAAUAACAAAAAAAGGAGAUAUGAAGGUAGAAACACUUACACUUGUGUUAGUAAAUUUAGCAGGAAUAAUGGAAAAAGCAGAUGAGUCAUUGUUACCAGGGGUCUAUAAAGAAGUUGGAGAUGCACUUCACACGGACCCAACUGGUUUAGGUUCACUCACACUUUUCCGGUCCAUGGUCCAGUCCGCGUGCUACCCUAUCGCGGCGUAUCUAGCAGCACGUCACAACCGGGCCCAUGUUAUUGCCUACGGGGCUUUUCUAUGGGCUGCAGCUACAUUUCUCGUCGCUUUCUCCACCACCUUCUUUCAAUUGGCAGUAUCAAGAGCUUUGAAUGGGAUUGGACUAGCCAUAGUCUCCCCUGCUAUUCAAUCACUAGUAGCUGACUCAAGCGACGAAAGCAACCGCGGAGUCGCAUUUGGAUGGCUGCAAUUCACUAGCAACAUUGGCUCACUUGUUGGUGGAUAUGUUUCCUUAUUAGUAGCUCCUAUUACAUUCAUGAGAAUCCCUGGCUGGAGACUUUCUUUUCAUCUUGUUGGUAUGAUCAGUGUCCUUGUUGGGGUUCUAGUUCGCUUAUUCGCGAACGAUCCUCAUUUCCCAGAUGGUAAUUUAAAAGCUAGUAGUAAAGUUCAUGGAAGUUCCUUUAUAUCAGAAAUUCAAGGUCUACUUCAAGAAGCAAAAUCAGUUGUAAAGAUACCGUCGUUUCAGAUUAUUGUAGCUCAAGGUGUUAUGGGAUCUUUUCCAUGGUCAGCUUUGUCAUUUGCACCAAUGUGGUUAGAACUAACUGGAUUUACUCAUGGGGAAACUGCUAUUCUUCUUAGCUUGUUUGUUGUUGGUGAUUCUAUCGGUGGAUUAUUUGGAGGCAGGAUGGGAGAUAUUUUAUCGCAGCAUUUACCGAAUAGUGGAAGGAUUAUUUUGGCACAAAUAAGCUCAGGAUCAGCUAUUCCACUAGCUGCAAUUCUUCUGCUUUCUUUGCCUGAUGAUCCCUCGUCAAUUUUCGCGCAUGGUUUGGUCUUAUUUGUUUCAGGAUUUUUCAUAUCUUGGACUGCACCAGCUACAAACAAUCCAAUUUUUGCAGAGAUAGUACCUGAGAAGGCAAGAACGAGUAUCUAUGCAUUGGACCGAUCUUUUGAAUCUGUAUUAUCGUCAUUUGCUCCUCCUGUUGUUGGGAUACUGGCUCAGAAUGUCUAUGGUUAUAGGCCAGUCGUUGCUCAAGGUGCUGAUAGUAUUGCUACAGACAGAGAAAAUGCUACAUCUUUGGCGAAGGCAUUGUUCACUGCAAUAGGCUCUCCAAUGGCAUUAUGUUGUGUUAUUUACUCUUUUCUUUAUUGCACCUAUCCAAGGGAUAAGGAGAAGGCUCAAAUGGAAGCUCUGAUCGAAUCCGAGAUGCAACUCUUAGCCUUGGAUCCUUCAGCUCUUAGUGGACAAUAUUCACUAGUCAAGUCAUCCGAAAACCAAGAGAGUUAUCUUGAUGAGAAAACAAUUGAUGAAAUGGAUUUCAGUGAGGAUGGACUUGAUUUUGAGGAUGGUGAAGACAGGACAUUGAUCUACCGUCGUUCAACAAUUUCCAAAUUUGCUGAAUAGGAUUUCGUCAACCGAGUAAUAGACCAGAUGCAACUGACAGAUAAGAUGACGUUAAUAGCAGGUCUAAUUCUUCGAUAAAAGAGCUCAGUUUCCGCAUAAAUAGCAUAGACGACUAGAAUGACAAUUCAGUUAUCAUGGACAACCAGAAUGCAAUGGAGAGCUUAGCCUGUAAUAGAGAAUUAUGACAUUGUAACAAAUAUAAUAGAGCAACUUAGCUUUCUCAAGGUCCAAGAAUGUAUCAAUGCUCAGCAGAAAAUCUCACACAUCAAGAAGCAUAUCAACAUAAACAGGAUAGGACAUUGAAAUAUUAAGAUAUAUUAUUGCUCAUUCAUUCUUUCUAGUUUUAUAGUCCUUCCCCUUUGACAUGUACUUGUAUAUCGGUAUAGGUUCCUGAAAUGCUGGAAGUUUCCUAGCUAGUUUGAUAUGAAUAUUAGCAUUGUCACAAACAAAGAUUGUACAUCAAUAUUUUAACACCCUAUUGCCUCUCAAUUUAAGAGAGUGGUAUUGAAUUUUAUCAUCCCUUCGUAAAUUCCCUAAAAG
This is a messenger RNA of Lycium ferocissimum, 2575 nucleotides long. RefSeq lists its product as uncharacterized. The transcript is spliced from 3 exons. Gene Ontology annotation, biological process: transmembrane transport. The record is from RefSeq and is a predicted model, not a curated record. Lineage: Eukaryota; Viridiplantae; Streptophyta; Magnoliopsida; Solanales; Solanaceae. Gene Ontology annotation, cellular component: membrane. Gene Ontology annotation, molecular function: transmembrane transporter activity. Bases 476 to 2035 code for a protein of 519 amino acids.